This is a messenger RNA of Rubroshorea leprosula, 1679 nucleotides long. The record is from the annotation of a GenBank genome assembly. Lineage: Eukaryota; Viridiplantae; Streptophyta; Magnoliopsida; Malvales; Dipterocarpaceae.
UCCGGGAACAACUGCAUACUUAUUGGGUGUUUUGUUUUGUUUGUAUUUUUGUGGAAAGCUUUUAGCUUUAUGAUCUUCACCAACACGCAUCUGUAGCAGAAAGCAGUAUACCUACCAUGGCUACUCAGGUAAUAGACAUUCUUGAAUUUGAUUCUUCAUCUGUUGAUUCUGCUCUAGUUUCAUGAACUCGAUCCUGUUGUGCUUCCAUUGUUGUUGUUUCAAUGAAGUCUUUGUUUCUGGGAUUUUUCCAUUUUGGUUGUUUCUCUCCUCUUGAUAUUCUGUUUGUUCUAGAAGUGGGAGUUUCUGGCUUAUGGUUUAAUGCCCACUAUUUACAUGCGUAAAUGUCUGUAUUUCUGAUUAGAGUGAUAGAUUUUCUUAAUUUGGUAGAUUCAUGAAGAUGUCUUCUUUUGAAUCAAUAGGUGUUUGAUAUAUUUUUCAUCCUUCCAUGGUUAAGAACAGAUAAGGUCUGAAAAUUCUGAUCUUUGUUUCCACCGACAGUCCAUUAGAACUAAAUCAUUCAAAAGAAAGAAACCUAGUGUUUUCCCAAUAGAGGGCCUAAGUAGUAGGACUGCAGGCUUGGAUAGGUCAGGUUAGGUCAAUGAUGAUGGCUUUUGAUCAUAUUACUUCACAACAAUGAAUGAAAAGAGAGAGAAGGAUUAAAACAGAGGAAGAAAAUCUCUCUAAUGAUAUAGGGGAUGGGAAAUGAAUAGUACUAAUAAUAUGCAGCUUUUGACAGUAAAUAUCAUCUUUCUUAGAAUUCUGUUUUCUGAUCCAUUAGUCAGGUAGGAUUCAAAGUCCUGUUUAAUCUCCUAAAGUCGAAAAAACAUAAAAUCUUCUUCCUAAUUCGAUUUUGACAGAUAAAAAUUUAGUAUGUCUCAGCACUCAACAAUGUGGAUAAUGUAGGAUUGACAUUGGACAACCUCUGCUGCUGUAUUCUAGUUUGAUUUUUGCCCCAGAAUCAAAAUGUCUAUGGUUUUUCAUUUCUUUGAUUUGUUUUCCUUCUGAAUUGAUUAAUGUGGUUAAUCAAUGGAUUCUGAGCUGUUGAAUAGUGUAAAUGCAUAUACCAUACUGCAUUGAUGACUCCUUUCAGGAACAUGGAACGUCUAAUGGCUGGCCACUUGGGCUUGAGGUUAUGAGCAUGAGGCUCCGAGUAACUGAAACUGUACAGUCUGCUCCAGCAGUUCACCCAUUCUCUUUCCAUGUGCCCUCGAGCAGUUUCUCCUCAUUCUCAUCCUCCAAUCUUGAUACCGAGUCCACAGCAUCAUUCUUCCAGGAUAACAGUGUGUCGCUGGGGAGACUGAUUGGAUUCAGACACCGUGAUGGAGGAAGAGGAACAUUGUACCUUCCAAACUCCCUCCCUAUUGAAGAACACAGCAGGAAACCUGUUAGAGGUACCUGCAAAGAUGUUUCCAAGGAGCAAAGUGUGGAUAUGUCUCAAGGGAUUUGCAUUCCUCUUCUGCUAGGCGUUUUGGUGAAAAUCAACCGAAGCAAGAGCAAGGUCAAGCAGUUUGACGUUUGAUGAUCUCCUCUCCAUGGAGCCAUCUAUUUGAUUCAUCUUAUUUCAAUGUGUAGCAUACCAAUAGAAAAAUAAACUUCUUCCACUAGUUUGUUCUGAAGCUGUUCCUCUUUUUCAUCCAGAAAUCAGUGAUUCAUUCAACUUUAGUCCAUUAUAAUUUCAG